AUGAUGAAUGAGCUUAAGAAACUCACUAAGGAAGUUAAAGACUGGAAACUCAAACAUGAAGUAUGUGAAAUCGAAAAGGAAGUACUUCAAGAAGAGUUUGAGGAAUUACAAAUGCAACUCAAUGGCAUGUGCAAGUCCACCAGUCACAUUUCUGUUAGGUCAAACCAGACGACUUAUAGGUUAACUAGAAAAAGACCAACCAGAACCAAGUCGACUAGUAUUAACACUAAUGAAAGACCUAAAAAUAGGUCAGAAGUUAUGUGUCAUUCUGUAACAAAAGUUGGCAUAAAUAUUCUUUUUGUCGUUUUCGUAAAACAAACGUUUCAGGAUGGGUUUGGAAACCAAAAAAUUCUGAACCUGGUAACACUAACCCUCCAAGACCCAGGCAAGCUUGGGUACCUAAAAGAAAGUAAUCAUCUUGUUUCGCAGGAACACCACAGAAUGAGCCGCAAAGGAAAAUGGUAUCUAGACAGUGCGUGUUCUAGUCAUAUGACAGGUGACAAAAACCUGUUCAAAGAAGUUACAAAAAUUGAUGGAGGAAGUGUUAAGUUUGGGGAUGAUUCAAAAGGCAAAAUAAUUGGUACUGGAACAAUUCCCUUCAAUAACAAUUGUGACAUCACUGAAGUUUAUCUUGUCGAUGGCCUCAACUAUAAUCUCUUGAGCAUAAGUCAACUCUGCGACUCAGGAUAUGAGGUAAAUUUUAAGAAAACAGGAUGUGCUAUUGAAGAUGAAUCAGAUAAAAUAGUCCUUCCUGGAAAAAGGUAUGGAAAUGUUUAUAUCCUUGAUAGUUUUGAAAAGAUAGAUGGUCAUAUUUGUUUAUCCUCUAUGUCUGAUGAUCCAUGGUUGUGGCAUAGGAAACUUGGUCAUGCUAGCAUGCAUUUGAUAGAAAAAUUGUCCAAACAUGAGUUAGUUGUUGGUUUACCCAAACUGAAAUUUUCUAGAACUCAUAUUUGUGAUGCAUGUCAAAUGGAAUCUGUACAGGUUAUAUUCGAUGAAAAUAAUCCCUUGGUCGAGAAAGGAAUUACUGCAGGUGAUGAAGAUCAAGCUCAGGAAACUCAGGAGAUAAGAAAAUCUCAAGAGUCGACUGAUACAUCUGUUGCGACAGAGUCAACUAGUGAAGAUAGCAGCAAUGUACCAGAUCAACCAAUCGAGUCAACUACGAAUGUAGUUCGUCCAAAUGAAUGGAGAAGCGAACCUGAAUAUCCUCAAAAAUUCAUUAUAGGGGAUCCAAAUGAAGGAAUGAAAAUCAAGGGAGCUCUUAAGAAGAAAGCAAAUAUUGCAUUAAUCUCUCAGAUUGAUCCAAAAAAGAUAGAGGAAGCACUAAAAGAUUCAAGCUGGGUGCAAGCUAUGUAG
Molecule: messenger RNA, 1353 nt
Organism: Nicotiana tabacum (common tobacco)
Lineage: Eukaryota; Viridiplantae; Streptophyta; Magnoliopsida; Solanales; Solanaceae
Source: RefSeq, a predicted model, not a curated record